AUGAAGAAAUUGAAGAAUAUAAGAGAUAGUUAUAAAAAAGAAGUAAAUUUAGAAACUACCACAUUGUCGGGACAAUCAACUCCAAAAAAGAAACGAUAUAUUUAUUAUGAGUUGUUGUCCUUUUUACGCCCUAGCGUCAGUAUUGCAGAAGAACGUGAGUCCAACGUAUCUCCAAUACCUUCGAAUUCAUCACAAAAUCAGGAUUUUGAAGAAGAUAAUUUGAUGAGACCACCGCGACAAACCCGAGUUCCUACCAAAAGAAAGAAACAAAUGGAAAGUACCCAAAUUCCGCAAAUAACAAAAAUUUUGAAUGAAAGUUUACAAUUACAAAAGUUAAAUAACGAUAGUGACGCAAAAGGAAAUCGAGCAUUUCUUAUGUCCUUUGUACCUAUUAUGGAUUCCAUGACUCCUGAUUUUGGCUAUGGAAACUAG
Messenger RNA from Parnassius apollo (apollo), 432 nucleotides. Lineage: Eukaryota; Metazoa; Arthropoda; Insecta; Lepidoptera; Papilionidae. The record is from the annotation of a GenBank genome assembly.